AUGAGGUGCCGGAAAUGCGAGGCUGGAAAAUCUUGGCGGGGACGUUCGGCGCGGGAAGAGCAGGGGAGUGGAAGGGUGGUGAGAGAAGAGGGGGCUGGGAAGUGUAAAACGGAAAACGAAGAGUCGACUCGGUCAAAGAAGGGCGGGAACGGCGUGGCGGGCAAUGUGGAGCUAAAGCGUCGAAGCGGGGAACCGGGAGCACGUAUGGGAAAGAGAGAGGCAAAUGAUGGGCGGGGAGGAGGGCGAGAAAGGCGGCGGGCGGAAUGCGGAGGAGGAGCGAGGGACGCCGACAGGGAACGAGAAGAGGAAAUGGCGUCGCGUCGCCUCAAGGCACGUGUUUCGCCUCCGAGGCGCCGAGGCGCGCCCGCCGCAUUCGUCACGACGCUUCCGGAAUAUGACUUCCGUCCCAGGGAGCUGAUGAAUGCAUCUGCACACACACUGCACCCGCUGUCUCUCACCGUGCGGAAGCCCGCCAUGGUGCCGCCGACCCUCAAGAGGCCGCCGGGCGCCGCGAGCGGCUUGGAGCCCGGGGGCGGGCGCGAGGGCGGGGCCGCGGCCUCGGGCGACGGCGGGCAGUCUUCGUUAGCAGAAAAUGAAAACUUGAGAGAAGUGGAGGCGAGGAAGAAUGUUUCGCAAAGGUCAAUUAUUAUAACCCCGCGUAAACAGCAAGAAUAUUUACAAAAACCAACAAAAAACGACAAUGGAAGCGACAACAGCAGCAACAAUUACAACAACAACAAAUACAACAAAUAUAAAGUGACUAGAGAACUAUUCAGAGAAGAAAAUAUAAAUGAUCGAAAAAAGAGAGAUCUAAACAAGAGCAAUAAAGAUUAUAUAAACACCACGCAAUCAAUAAUUAUUAUUGGCAAUGGUUAG
Messenger RNA from Gryllus bimaculatus (two-spotted cricket), 876 nucleotides. NCBI's taxonomy places the organism in Eukaryota, Metazoa, Arthropoda, Insecta, Orthoptera, Gryllidae. The record is from the annotation of a GenBank genome assembly.